Olea europaea var. sylvestris is the source of this 1250-nucleotide messenger RNA. RefSeq names its product protein PHOX1-like. The transcript has 2 exons. The record is from RefSeq and is a predicted model, not a curated record. Gene Ontology annotation, molecular function: protein binding. The coding region runs from base 735 to 1250 and encodes 171 amino acids. NCBI's taxonomy places the organism in Eukaryota, Viridiplantae, Streptophyta, Magnoliopsida, Lamiales, Oleaceae.
CGUGAAAAAAAAUUAUUCGAUGAUCUUUACUUUAAUAUUUGAUUGUUUUGUGGCUUUAACGUGAAGCUGCAAAAUUGUUGUUAAACAUCUUCUGGUUCUCGUUUUCCCUUUCCAUAUUCUCAACAGAUAAUCCUAUCAAAAGUAAACAAGAAACAUUUUUUCUUGAUUUUCCCAGAAAAAUCCCGAAUACUUUUUUGAAGGUUCUUUAAUAAAGACAGGAUCUUUGCAUGCAAGUCAUCAAUUAUUUUAUCAUUUUCUCACAUUCUUGCUGUUCUUUAAAGAGAGAGAAACAAUCUGCAGUAUUGGUUUGGUCACUUGCAGCCUAAGAAAGGUAUAUUUCUUCAUCUUCAUUUCUCUCUGAAUUGGGAUUUGGACGUAAAUAUCUUGGAAUUUUCUAGGUAAUCUUCAUUUCUUGGUGUUUUUGUUUGAGCUUUUAGGAGUGAAGAUUGUUUUUUUGUUUUUUUUCCUCGGAGCUAUUCUCAUGUAAUUUGAAUGUGAAUCCAAGGUUCAGAGCGAUAUUGGCAUAUGAAUUUUUAUGGUGGUGUUCUGUGUAUAAGCUGGGUUUCGAUUGGUGAAUUUUCUUCAAUUUCUUGUUUAAUUACAUGUUGAUUUAUUUAGUCCUGUAAUUGGAAAUCACAAUUUUUAGACCUGGGAUUUGAUUCAGUUAAAAUGGUUGGUUAUAAAAGGUUUAUACUUUAAGAGACUUUUCUGAAGUUUGAAAUCUUGAGUUUAAUAUGGGGAAGAAUAGUGGGAAGAACAAAAUAGAGUGGGGAAGUAAAUCAUUUGAGCUGAGACGAAGUAGAGGUAGUGAGAAUAGCCCAAAAGCGAUCGAUAAGGACACUACAAUGUUCAUCUUAAUGUCGCAGGAAGUGAAGGAUGAGGGGAAUAAGUUGUUUCAAAGCAAGGAUUAUGAAGGUGCUAUGUUAAAUUAUGAGAAAGCUAUCAAGUUGCUUCCAAGGAACCAUAUCGAUGUGUCCCACCUUCGGAGUAAUAUGGCUGCGUGUUAUAUGCAAUUGGGCAUUAAUGAAUUUCCAAGGGCAAUCCAUGAGUGCAAUUUGGCUCUUGAAGUUGCUCCGAAGUAUAGUAAGGCGCUAUUGAAAAGAGCGAGAUGUUAUGAGGCUUUGAAUCAGUUGGAUUUGGCACUCAAUGAUGUUAGAACUGUUUUGAAGUUGGAACCGAAUAAUUUCAUGGCAGCUGAAAUUGAAGGAAGGGUGAAAACAGCGAUAAAAAAAAAGUAUUUCUGUCGCUAA